Messenger RNA from Vigna unguiculata (cowpea), 1542 nucleotides. It is a transcript of the gene PNSB2, whose product is annotated as NDH-dependent cyclic electron flow 1. Gene Ontology annotation, biological process: carbohydrate metabolic process. The record is from RefSeq and is a predicted model, not a curated record. Gene Ontology annotation, molecular function: carbohydrate binding; glucose-6-phosphate 1-epimerase activity. NCBI's taxonomy places the organism in Eukaryota, Viridiplantae, Streptophyta, Magnoliopsida, Fabales, Fabaceae. Gene Ontology annotation, cellular component: cytoplasm.
CACUUGGCAACACAGUGCCUCAUUUUAGAGUAAGCAAAAAGCCAACAAAAAGCGCAUUUUUAUCCAAAAUAAAAAUCCAAAUAGAUAGUUGUGUUGAGUGAAGGGUGAACCUUAGCAACAACAACAUGUUCAUCACUACUCUGUGUGGAAGCUGUUAAAUGAGGUAGCUACCUAUUUCAACUUCUCCAUGGCUUCUUUUCUUUCCUUAUCUCUUCCCAAGCUCAACCUAAUAAAGGCCUCCUCAGCAACAAACACCUCUACAGUGACUUUUCCCACUGCUGAUUCACUCACUGAGAAAUUUGGCAGAAAAGGCAUAAAGUUCUUGGAGUCUGAUAACAUCCCCAUUGUGGAGCUCACAAUCAGAAAUGGAAGCUCCUUGAGGCUAAGCAUACCUGAUGCUCAUGUUACAUCAUACAGACCAAAAGUUCAUUGGAAAGACGAUGGUUUCGAAGAGGCUCUUUACACAAUUCCUGCAACUGAAUCGGGUCCAUACAAGGCCAAAGGUGGGGUUGGUUUGGUCAUGAAUGAAGUACUGCAACCUGGAGCCAAAGGGUUACUCCCUUCAACUUUAGAAUGGACUGUUACUGAUGUUGACUCUGAUGCCAUUGAUGCUCUUCAGGUUGAAUUGAGCUGCACCAGUAGAUUCUUUGAACUCACAUACAUUGUGACUCUGUAUCCUGUGAGCAUGGCCACUGCAGUGGUGGCGAAGAACUUAGGCCCCAAGCCUGCUACUCUAACCAACGCUAUACUAAGCCAUUUUCGAUCUAAGACAAGAGCUGGAACAGCAGUUCAAGGCCUCAGAAGCUGCUCAUAUAUCCCUCACUCUCCUCCAUCUUCUCCCUUUCAAAUCUUGACUCCAUCUGAAGCUACCUCAUUUGAGCCUCCUAGAUGGUUUUCCUUUGGUGCUGAACCUGAAGUCAAGUUUGGCACAUGGGGUAAGCAAGAUUUGACUAUGACCCUCCUUGAGAAUAAGAUGAGUAGAGUUUAUUCUGCACCUCCAGAGGAAAGAUUAAAGACAUUCUACAACACCCCUCCUUCCAAGUAUGAAACCAUUGACCAGGGACGUGAGAUUUUCUUCAGGGUGAUAAGAAUGGGUUUUGAGGAUAUUUAUUUAUCAAGCCCUGGUUCUUUGUCAGAGAAAUAUGGGAAGGGCUACUUCAUCUGCACUGGUCCUGCUUCAUUACUGGUGCCUGUGAUUGUGAAUCCUGGUGAAGAAUGGAGAGGGGCACAGGUCAUUGAACAUGAUAAUUUAACAUGAUAAAUGUGUUCCAAAAUCCACUGAGAAGUAUAAAACUGAAGUAUAACUCAGCUUCUCACUAAAGUCGAAAAACCAAACACAACAUCUGCACCUUUCAUUCCUCUCUCUUUCUUCACUCAUGCUUCACUCCAUUUUUCAUUUUUCUAUUGGUUUUUUCUUUCUGGAGCAGGAUUUGUGUUGUUCUUCCCUCAAAUUAUAUAUAAUUGUUAUUUCAUCUAUGUCCAAUUGUAAAAUACCAUAUCAAUAAAAGAAGUUGCAUAAUGCUUGCAGAUUUUUCAUUUCAA